Molecule: messenger RNA, 365 nt
Organism: Staurois parvus
Lineage: Eukaryota; Metazoa; Chordata; Amphibia; Anura; Ranidae
Source: the annotation of a GenBank genome assembly
UGGGACACCCCACCAAAUCAUUGGAUUCAGGUGUUUCAAUCACCUCCAUGGCCACAGGUGUAUAAAAUCAAGCAUGAAGACUGCUUCUACAAAGAAUGAAAGCAUGGGUCACUCUCAGGAGUUCAGAGAAUGCAAAGCGUGGUACCGUGAUAGUCUGCCACCUGUACAGUAAGUCCAUCCAUGAAAUUUCCUUGCUACUAAAUAUUCUAUGGUCAACUGUUAGUAGUAUUAUAAAAAGUGGAAACUACUGGGAACAAUAGCAACUCAGCCACGAAGUGGUAGGCUAUGUAAAAUGACAGAGCGGGUUCAGUGCAUGCUGAAGCACACAGUGCGCAGAAGUCGCCAACUGUCUGCAGAGUCAAUAG